UUUUCCUAUGUUAACAGCUUUCCAAAGCGUGAUCCUAAACGAAUAAAAGAGUGGGUGGGUCAGAUGAAAUGGAAAGACUGGCAGCCAACCCCUCAUUCCUUACUGUGCUCAGAGCAUUUUGAGGAGAGGUGCAUGGAUAGAACUGGGCAGACAGUGCGUUUACGUGAUGAUGCAAUACCAACUAUCUUUGCCUUUCCUAGUCACCUACAAAAAAAGUUCCCAGAGGAUCCUGUUCCCGAGGAGUCGACACAACGGGAGAAGUCUCCACCCACCUACUUAAACCACAGUAUAUGGCACCCAAGUCGUUUCCAUGACGACUACUGUGUUCCACAGAGUAUUGACUGGGCUGUAAAAGACAUGCCUAAAGAAAUCCCAUCUGCAACUUUAGAAAAAGCAAGAUCAAGGAGAAAAUGGGAUUGGCUGACAAUGGAUGUGAAGGGACCAUUUCCAGAGACCAAAAGUAGACACAAGUUUGUACUAACUGUAAUGGACUACUACUCCAAAUGGAUGGAAGCCUACCCCAUGAAGACCAACAACAGUAAAGAGAUUGCCAAAAUAAUCUCUGACCUCAUCUCUCGCUUUGGCUUCCCUGUUGGAAUCCUGUCUUGUUUGACUCGAGCACACAUUUUAGAGAUCAACUUGGCUUUGGGUGAUCUGAAGAAACUGACAUGCCAACUCAUAUUCUACCGUCCUCUGGGAGUGUCACUGGAUCCAGUAACAAAGUCCCUUGUAGACCGGUUGGUGUCAGAUUUGGUGAAAGAACAUCCUGAUCGUUGGGAUGUUUACCUGGCUGCCAGUGUGUUCAGCUUCUGCUGCAAAGAGCACCCCACCACCAGACAAAUCCCCCUGUCUCUGCUGCGCUGCGGAGGGACUCAGUCUGUCUCCACCUCACCAAGAAAGCUGCCUGAUAAUGGGAUAAAAGGAAGGACCUUUGUCAUACUAGAUGCCCAGCCACCUCAAAGGGAAGUCCGUGUGGAGUGCAAUCAGUGCAGUCAAUGGAGCACGGUCAGCCAGGACUCAGAGCUGAAGAGAUAUGAGGAGAUGAAACUUGGGGAGGAGGACUACACCCACACCUGUGUGAGCUGCAGAGUGGCCAUGAGCUGCAGGGUGGCCCUGGAGGUCAUGAGGGGUUAGGAGACAAGGACAUGAAGAACUGGAUGUAAAUGAGAAAGCUUUUCAAACAAGGACUGAAAAGAUGGAGGAUAUAAUAAGGACGUUGGAAACCAAGUGGUGGUGAAGGAAGAGAUUGAUGUAGGGGUGAAAAAAGGUUCC
Molecule: messenger RNA, 1272 nt
Organism: Oncorhynchus masou masou (cherry salmon)
Lineage: Eukaryota; Metazoa; Chordata; Actinopteri; Salmoniformes; Salmonidae
Exons: 8
Molecular function (GO): nucleic acid binding
Source: RefSeq, a predicted model, not a curated record